GCUGCAGCGCUCCGGGACCGUGGCUUUCUCCGGGGGCUGGAACCAGCCCCUGGGGCAGCCCCGGGCUCUGCCGACACCAGCUCCUGAGCCGGAGCCUGCAGGAUUUCUGAUUCUCAAAACCCAGCGUGGUCUCCAGAUGGAACAAGGGGAAGAGCUGUGGGUCCCAAAUCUCCAGGGUGCUGAGGAAAGGGAGAGUCCAAGAGGCUCAUGGGCAGCAGGUGAUGGGACGGUGAGUGAGAGCGAGGAGGAGAACCCUGAGCAGGAAGGUCCUGAGCAAGUGGAACCGCAUGAGGCGGGACCAGGGAGAUCUGAUGGGGAUGUUUCCCCCGAGCUCGGUGAAGCCUGCGGGAGUCAGGGCAGGUCAGAGAAGGAGCAGGGAAGCCACCCAGAAGAGAGACAGGAGAAUCCCGGUCACACUGGGGAACAUUUGGGGAGACACAAUGACUCUACAAUCCACAGGGGACUCUGCCUCGGGGAGAAACCCAACACGUGUGAGGACUGUGGGAAAAGCUUCAGUCUGAGGUCAAAUCUGAUCACCCAUCAGAGACUGCACCUGGGGGAAAGACCCUACCAGUGCCCGGAGUGUGGGCGCUGCUUCAGCCAGAGCUCGCAUCUCAUCACGCACCAGCGUCUGCACACGGGAGAACGGCCCUACCGGUGCCGGGACUGUGGGAAGAGCUUCAAUGUGAACUCAGACCUGAUUAAACACCAGCGAACGCACACGGGCGAGAGGCCCUAUCCCUGCACUGUGUGUGGGCGGCGAUUCAGCAGCAGCUCCAACCUCACGAGGCACCAGCGGCUGCACACGGGUGAGAGACCCUAUCGGUGCGAGGCCUGUGGGGAAAGCUUCCGGGACUGCUCAUCCCUCACGAUCCACCAGAGGGCACACACAGGAGAGAGGCCCUAUGUCUGCCCCGACUGCGGGAAAGGCUUCACUGACAGCUCCCUCCUCAUCAAGCAUCAGAGGACGCACCAGACAGAGAAGUGCUUUAACUGCCCUGACUGCGGGAAAAGCUUCUCCACCAGCACGUACCUGGCCAGGCACCAGAGAACCCACCUGGCCGAGAAGCCCUAUCGGUGCGAUGAGUGUGGCAGGGGAUACAGCCAGUUCGCUCACCUCACCACCCACCAGAGAGUGCACACAGGAGAGAGGCCCUACAUCUGCCCUGACUGCGGGAAAAGCUUCACCACCAGCUCUGCCCUGACCAAGCACAAGAGAAUCCACACGGGAGAGAGACCCUAUGUCUGCCCCGACUGUGGGAAAAGCUUCACUCAGAGCUCAAACGUUAUCACCCACUGGAGACUCCAGCACGGGAAAUCCCUGUGGUUUCAGUUUCCUAAACCUCAGAGGAUCCCUUGGAUGGAGCAAGAGGAAAAGCCAUGUGUCCCGGAUCUCCAGGUCUCCUCGGAAGAGGAGAUCCCAAGUGAUGCUAGCACAGGUGACGGGAUGGUGAGUGAGAACGAGGAGAACCUUCAGCAGGAAAGUCCUGAGCCAGUGGAACUGCACAGGUCGGUAGCAGGAGAAUGUGAAGGGAACGUUUCCCAAAGCCCUGACGAGGGAGAGGCCUGUGAGAGUGAGGACAGGUCAGAAGAGCAGCAGGUGGAGAAACUAGCUGUGCCCAGUCCCUGGGAGGGCAGCUACCAAGAGCUUGGAGAUGCCCAGCAGGCCCUGCGGGGGGGUGGGAAGCAGAACAUCUGUGCCGAAUGCGGGAAGCACUUCUCCCGGCGCUCGCACCUCAUCAUCCACCAGCGCAUCCACACAGGCGAGAAGCCCUACCAGUGCUCCGAAUGCGGGCGCCGCUUCAGCCAGAGCUCCACGUUGAUCAGCCACCAGCGCACCCACACGGGCGAGAAGCCCUACACCUGCCCCGACUGCGGGAGGAGCUUCAGCCAGAGCUCCACGCUGCUGACCCACCACCGUCUGCACACCGGGGAGACGCCCUACAAGUGCCUGGACUGCGGGAGGAGCUUCAGCCAGAACUCCACCUUCAUCAUCCACCAGCGCACCCACACCGGCGAGAAGCCCUACACCUGCCCCGACUGUGGCAAGAGCUUCAGCGUCAGCUCCUACCUCAUCACACACAACCGGAUCCACCGCGGCGAACGCCCCUACAAGUGCCCUGCCUGUGGGAAGGGCUUCAUCGACAGCUCCACCUUCGUGCGGCACCAGCGCACGCACACAGCAGAGAAGCCCUACCGCUGUGCCGACUGUGGCAAGAGCUUCAGCCUCAGCUCCUACCUUGUGAAGCACCGCACCCUGCACACGGGUGAGCGGCCCUACAAGUGCACCGAGUGUGGGAAGCGCUUCGGCGAGAGCUCGGACCUGUUGCGGCACCAUCGCACCCACACUGGCGACAGGCCCUUCCAGUGUGCCCAGUGUGGGAAGAGCUUCGGGGAGAGCUCCACGCUCACCCGUCACCAGAGGACCCACCUGGGCAAGGAUGCACCCAUCUACUACCACUGCGACCUGGCAGACUUCCCGCUGAACUUCCUGGGUCAGAGGCAGCCGCUGGUGCAUCCGGGAGCUCGGGCUGAGCCGCUGCCGCUCCCCAGCGGGGGGCUGGUGACCUUCGAGAAGGUGGCUCUGUAUUUCACCAAGGGGCAGUGGGAACUUCGGGACCCAGGUCAGAGAGACGUCAUGCAGGAGAACUAUGAGUCCCUGAUAUUGCUGGACUUUCCGAUUCCUAAACCCAACGUGAUCUCUCGGAUGGAAACAGUGGAAGAGCUGGGUGUCCCGGAUCCCCACGCCGCUAAGGAAUGGGAGAUCCUGAGAGUAGCCCCCACAGCAGAUGAUGGGAUGGGGAGUGAGCAUGAGGAGGAGAAUCUGGAGCAGGAAAGCUCUGAGAUGGUGGAAUUGGACAUGAUGUUGCUGGGAAGAGCUGAAGAGAACAUUUUCCAGAGUCCUGAACUUGGAGAAGCCUGUGAGAGUCAAUGUGGACUGGAGAGGCAGCAGGAAAACCACCCAGAUGAGAGACUAGGGAUAUCCACUCACCCAGGAGAAGGGUUUAAGGAAUUCAACAACAUCAGCAUCAACCGGAGAACAGAGAAGUCAGAAACCCAGAAAACAUGCACUGAGUGUGAGAAAACCUUUUCUUGGAGGUCAGAGCUGCUAAUCCAUCAGAGACUGCACACGGGAGAGAAACCCUACAAAUGCCUCGACUGUGGGAAAAGUUUCACACGAAGCUCAAACCGUAAUGCGCAUCAGAGGAUCCACACAGGAGAUAAGCCCUAUAAAUGCACUGAGUGUGGGAAAAGCUUCAGCCAAAGCUCACACCUGGUGAAACAUCAGCGGCUGCACGUGGGAGAGAAGCCCUACAAGUGUACGAAAUGUGGAAAAAGCUUCAGCUGGAGCUCAGACCUUAUUGUUCACCAGAGAAUCCACACAGGAGAGAGACCCUAUAAAUGCCUCGACUGUGGGAAAAGCUUCAAUCGGAGCUCGAACCUUAACACACAUCAGAGAGCCCACAUGGGAGAGGGCCCCUACAAUUGCACCGAGUGUGGGAAAAGCUUCAGUUACUGCUCCUCCUUCAUUAGACACCAGAGAACCCACACAGGAGAGAAACCCUACAAAUGCACCGAGUGUGGGAAAACCUUCUUCGAGAGCUCGGCCCUUAUCAGGCACCAGAGGAGCCACACUGGAGAGAUGCCCUACAAAUGCACCGAGUGUGGGAAAAGCUUCUUCGAGAGCUCAUCUCUUAUCAAGCACCAGAGGAUCCACACCGGAGAGAAGCCCUACAAAUGCCCUGACUGCGGGAAGAGCUUCAAGCAGAGCUCAUCCCUCAUCAAUCAUCUGAGGACCCACACCGGAGAGAAACCCUACAAAUGCACCGACUGCGGGAAAAGCUUCACUGUGAGCUCCGCUCUGAUUAGACAUCAGAGAAUCCACCUGUGAUAGACACCAGCUGCCAAUUUCCCUUCUGGGGCUUGGCCGCUGCUUACGUGAGGCCUGAAGAUAGGUCUGGGAACCAGAACAGGCAGCUGUGGAUCCUUCGAGGUGCUGGGUGUUGGAAAGGGCCCUCAGAAAGCCUGGGUGUUUGGUCUCUUGUUAUUCAUUCAGUGACCUUGUCCCAGUCUGUCACUGAAUGGAGCUGCCUGGAGAAGGACUAUGCUGUUUGGGCUGAUUCAGGCAGGGGCUGGAUCUCACCAGGUGUCAGUAUGGCAUCGGCCGUGAUGGGGCUCCAAUCUCAGAUGGGUUGUCUCAGUACUGCACAUAUUAACAAUUAGAAAAGACUGGCCCUUAUUUUCCUCUUUCCCUGGUGGUCUCCUCAUCUUCCUCUCUCUCUCUUUCCCCUCUGUCCAGUCACUGGAUUGAAGAAGACCCAGGAGAGUCCCUGAGAGAAUGUACAGAGGUAAAGGAGAAAGCUGUGAAUCCGAGCUGUCCAGUCAAUGAAACACCCCCAGAGCCAGGGGGAUCUGGGCAUGAGUGUGUUGUGUCCCA
Molecule: messenger RNA, 4438 nt
Organism: Terrapene triunguis (Three-toed box turtle)
Lineage: Eukaryota; Metazoa; Chordata; Testudines; Emydidae
Product: zinc finger protein 271-like
Exons: 10
Coding region: 137-3892 (1251 amino acids)
Biological process (GO): regulation of transcription by RNA polymerase II
Molecular function (GO): RNA polymerase II cis-regulatory region sequence-specific DNA binding; DNA-binding transcription factor activity, RNA polymerase II-specific
Source: RefSeq, a predicted model, not a curated record